AAUAUUGAUUAGUUCGUACUAAAAUUCGUACGACCAGUGUUGCAGGAAAUUCCGGACCCGCCUCGGAAAACGGAGUCGCCUCCCUUAACCCAUCUCCCAAUCAUCAUCAACCCCCCCCUGCGGUAGUUUCUCUCUCUACCCCUCUCUCUCUCUCUCUCUACAUUACUCUCUCUCUCUCUCUCUCUCUCUCUCUCUCCCCUUGGUUCGAUCGUACACACACGCACGCCAACAAGUACCGCUCUACAACACAGUGAAUGGGCGAAGAAGAGAAGAAGCCCUUGCUCCCCCUCCUCCGUUCCCACCUCUCCUCCCCACUCCCCCUCUCCGACGCGAUCCUCCUCCCCUCCACCGCCGACGAGCCCUCCUCCUCCUCCGCCGCUACCGCCGACGAGCCCUCCUCGUCCUCCGCCGCCGCGGACGAGCCCUCCUCCUCCUCCGCCGCCGCCGCCGCAGCUGCCGCGGAGGAGGGGGAGGAGGACGGCGACGAUCCCUGCUCCUAUGGCUUCCGCCGCAAAUCGGGGCUCCACCGCGCCCGCACCGCCCCCUCCAUGGCCGUGCUCCUCGACCUCCUCCCCUCGUCGUCGACAAACCCUAACGCCAACCCUGGCGACGGCGACGACGACGACGACGCGGAGGAGAGGGAGAAGAAGAAGAAGAAGAAGAAGAAGCUCCUCCCGCCCGGCGAUCUCGGAUCGUCCGGGUCGAUCCUCCGCACCGCGGCGCUGCUGCUCCUGCUGUACCUCUGCCUCGGCGUCGUCGUCUACUCCGCCGACCCCCGCGGGUUCUCCGGCGCGGAGACGCACCCCGCCGUGGACGCGCUCUACUUCUGCAUCGUCACCCUCUGCACCAUCGGCUACGGCGACAUCGCCCCCCUCACCCCCGCCACCAAGGCCUUCUCCUGCCUCUUCGUCCUCGUCGGCUUCGGCCUCGUCGACGCCCUCCUCUCCGGCGCCGUCUCCUACGUCCUCGACCUCCAGGAGUCCGCCAUUAUCGCCGCCGCCUCCGCCUCCGCCUCCGCCGGCCCCGGCGGCUACAUCUUCGACGCCGAGAAGGGCCGCAUGCGCAUCCGCCUCAAGGUCGCCCUCGCCGUCGCCGUCGUCGUGCUCUGCGUCGGUGCCGGCACCGUCGCGCUCUACUGGAUCGAGCACCUCGACUGGAUGGACUCCUUCUACCUCUCGGUGAUGUCGGUCACCACCGUCGGCUACGGCGAUCGCGCAUUCAAGACCCUCCCCGGCAGGGUCUUCGCCUCCUUCUGGCUCCUCGUCUCCACCCUCGCCGUCGCGCGCGCGUUCCUCUUCCUCGCGGAGGCGCGGAUCGACAGGCGCCACCGCAGGAUCGUCAAGUGGGUGCUCCAGCGCGACCUCACCGUCGAGGACCUGCUCGCUGCCGACCUCAAUCGGAAUGGCUUCAUCAGCCAAUCAGAAUAUGUUAUAUACAAGUUGAAGGAGAUGGGGCGGAUUUGUGAGAAAGAUAUACUGCAAAUCUGCAACCAGUUCAACAAGCUUGAUACCAACAAUACUGGGAAGAUCACUUUGCACGAUCUACUAAAUGCCGCCAGAUGACUGAUUAUGUGAGGUUAGUUGGCACACCCUGUACAAGUUCAAAUUGUGUGUUCAAUAUACCUACUGUAAAAUUGCAAAAUUAGUAGAAUUUGAGUCCACACAGCUUGUUCAUUCUUAUAUUGUACAUCCAAUAGCAAUUGUAAAUAAAAGACCAUCAUUUAUUUGCCGCCUUCA
Molecule: messenger RNA, 1736 nt
Organism: Ananas comosus (pineapple)
Lineage: Eukaryota; Viridiplantae; Streptophyta; Magnoliopsida; Poales; Bromeliaceae
Product: two-pore potassium channel 5
Exons: 2
Coding region: 255-1562 (435 amino acids)
Biological process (GO): stabilization of membrane potential; potassium ion transmembrane transport
Cellular component (GO): plant-type vacuole membrane
Molecular function (GO): potassium ion leak channel activity; calcium ion binding
Source: RefSeq, a predicted model, not a curated record